AUGGACGGCAACCGCUUUGAGGGCUGGUUCAAUGACAUUCUGCAGAAGUUGCCAGCUGGUAGCGUCAUUGUUUUAGACAAUGCACCUUACCAUAGCCGGCGAGAAGAGAAAUUGCCGACGACAAUAUGGAAGGAGGAAAAGAUACACGAGUGGCUCACAAGCAAGAACAUCACCUACGGUGAAAGGAUGAUAAAGCAGCAGCUGCUUGAACUGGUGGCAUCUGUAAAGUCACGCUUUCUGAGCUACAUCGUAGACAACACAGCUGUAAGGGCCGGUUGCAUUGUACUCAGGCUUCCGCCGUACCACUGCGAAUUUAACUCCAUUGAGCUUGUGUGGGCCAAGGUCAAAAAUGGCAUCGCUGCGGACAACAGAGACUUCAAGCUGUCCACGGUGGACGCCAUCUUGAGGGAAAAAAUCAAGCAGGUAACGGCGGAAGACUGGAGGAAGAGCAUUCAGCGCGUGAUGGACUUGGAGGCAAAGUUCAGACUUGACACGCCAGGGAGUGAGCACAUUCAACCCAUCAUCACCCAGCUGGGUGAAGAUGACAAUGAAGGAAUCGACUGCGACUGCGAGCUGUCUGGCAUUGAGCCACUCGACGAAGCAUAA
Rhipicephalus sanguineus (brown dog tick) is the source of this 606-nucleotide messenger RNA. RefSeq lists its product as uncharacterized. NCBI's taxonomy places the organism in Eukaryota, Metazoa, Arthropoda, Arachnida, Ixodida, Ixodidae. Bases 1 to 606 code for a protein of 201 amino acids. Gene Ontology annotation, molecular function: nucleic acid binding. The transcript has a single exon. The record is from RefSeq and is a predicted model, not a curated record.